This is a messenger RNA of Delphinapterus leucas (beluga whale), 1930 nucleotides long. It is a transcript of the gene SLC38A6, whose product is annotated as solute carrier family 38 member 6. Gene Ontology annotation, cellular component: plasma membrane. The record is from RefSeq and is a predicted model, not a curated record. Lineage: Eukaryota; Metazoa; Chordata; Mammalia; Artiodactyla; Monodontidae. Gene Ontology annotation, biological process: amino acid transmembrane transport; L-glutamine transport. Gene Ontology annotation, molecular function: L-glutamine transmembrane transporter activity.
ACUUAUUGUGAGUCUCGUCUUUCCGCAUGUAAAAUGUGGCUAAAGGCUCUAUCGGAAAGCUUUUGAAAAGAUGAAACACUCCUCACUCCGCCGUACUCAGACCUAGGCUCCGCACCUGAUGGUGGGUGACCUCGUGACGUUUCCGCGCCCAGAGAGCGCGAGGCGGAGAGCAGCCCCGAGCGGACCCGUACCGCCACCAUACCCUCAGCCUCUUCGAACUAUCAAGGGCACCGCGGCCGCCAUCUCACCAACGUCACCAUCUCAUUUCUCUGCGUCGCCCAGCAGCUAGCUCCACGACCAGACCCUCACCUCAUGCUCUGGUGCAGCUCGGAAAUGGGUCGCCGGCGGGUGGGCGGGCCCUCGAUGACACCAUCAAUGUUCGCCGCCGAGGGGCGAGCGUCAUCAGAUCACGUCGAUUCCUCCUUUCUUCCCAGCCCUGGUGAGGUACGGGAACCCGGAAGGGCUGGGACCAUAGCUCCGCCUUUGGCGCGACUACCCGACGGGAGGGCUGGGGUAGUAGCUUGUAGAUGGACUGGGUAGUCGGCCAGUGAGCGGCAUGGAGGCGCCCUGGGGGAUCGUGGACGCUGAGCCCGGCUGGUUUGUCUCUGCCAGGCAGCCCGAAGAGGCGGAGGCGGAAGAGUUGAGCCCGUUGCUUAGCAACGAACUUCACAGACAGGGAUCCCCAGGUGUUUCAUUUGGUUUCUCAGUGUUUAAUUUGAUGAAUACCAUCAUAGGAAGUGGCAUCCUUGGCUUAGCUUAUGUUAUGGCUCAUACUGGUAUCCUUGGAUUUAGUUUCUUGCUGCUGAUAGUCGCUCUCCUGGCUUCUUACUCAGUUCAUCUCCUGCUUAGUUUGUGUAUUCAGACAGCUGUGAUAUCUUAUGAAGAUCUUGGACUCUUUGCAUUUGGAUUACCUGGAAAGGUGGUGGCAGCAGGCACCAUAAUAAUUCAUAAUAUUGGAGCUAUGUCAUCUUAUCUUUUAAUUAUUAAAACAGAGCUUCCUGCUGCUAUUUCAGAAUUUUUGUCUGGAGACCAUAGUGGGUCUUGGUAUCUUGAUGGAGAAACACUGCUAAUAAUCAUCUGUGUUGCCAUUGUGUUCCCUCUUGCACUUCUUCCUAAGAUAGGCUUUCUUGGCUACACAAGUAGUUUAUCAUUUUUCUUUAUGGUGUUCUUUGCUCUUGUGAUAAUAAUCAAAAAAUGGUCCAUCCCUUGUCCUCUGACAUUAAAUUCUGUAGAGCAAUACUUCCACAUUUCAAAUGCUACAGAUGCUUGUAAACCAAAGCUCUUUCAUUUCUCCAAAGAGAGUGCUUAUGCCAUACCAACCAUGGCUUUUUCAUUUCUCUGCCACACCUCAAUAUUGCCCAUAUACUGUGAACUUCAAAGACCUUCUAAGAAAAGGAUGCAGAAUGUAACCAAUACAGCAAUUGCUUUAAGUUUUCUCAUUUAUUUUAUAUCUGCACUCUUUGGGUACCUCACUUUUUAUGACAGUGUGGCGUCAGAAUUACUACAAGGUUAUAGUAAAUACUUGCCACAUGAUGUUGUCGUCAUGACUGUGAAGUUAUGCAUACUAUUUGCUGUGCUUUUGACAGUCCCUCUAAUCCACUUCCCUGCAAGGAAAGCUUUAAUGAUGAUGUUUUUCUCCAAUUUUCCAUUCUCAUGGAUUCGCCAUUCUUUGAUCGCUAUAGCUCUCAGUAUUAUCAUUGUUUUACUUGCGAUAUAUGUUCCUGACAUUAGGAAUGUACUUGGUGUAGUUGGUUCCAGUACAUCAACAUGUUUGAUUUUUGUGUUCCCGGGACUGUUUUAUCUUAAACUGAGCAGAGAGGAUUUUCUCUCAUGGAAAUGUUUGGGGUAGGCGUUUGUUUUGCUCAUCUUUGGUAUUUUGGUUGGUAAUUUUAGUUUAGCACUCAUUAUUUUUAAUUGGAUUAAUAAGUGA